CGCCUGCAGAGGAGAGAAGGAUGAUGGCAGCCAGGUGUGCCCUUCUGCUGCUGUGCUGCAUGAUGCUCCUGCAGGUGGUCGGAGCCCGGUACCUGCUGAGCUGCCCUGAAGGCUGGUCCUACUACAAGCUGAACUGCUUCAGGUAUUUCUCCCAGCACCGCACCUGGGAGGAGGCAGAGGCGCAGUGCCAGAACACCUACUCUGGAGCCCACCUUGCCUGGGUGGAGGAGCCCAAGGAAGCAGCCACGCUGAGCCAGGUCAUCAUGUACUACCAGCGCUCGCAGCCUGUCUGGCUGGGCCUCCACUACCUGCGGCAGAGCCGGGACUGGCGCUGGACCCACGGGGAGAAGUACGAUGACCUCCCAACGGUUCCUGGGAAUGGUGCCCAAGGAGGAAGCUGUGCCCUGCUGACCCGGAGCAGCAGUUUCACCGUGUGGUCCAGUGCUGACUGUGACCGACAGCACCACUUCAUCUGCAAGUUCACACCCUCACAAUGAGCACGGCCCCGUGCCCCCAUGCUCUUCUCACCCCACCUCCGCGCUCAUCCCUCUAUCUCUCAAAAUUACAUCUAUAAACAGAGAAGCAUGUGAGCAUGGUGUGCGUCCUGUGCAAAGUCCCCUGCUGUUCUGCCUGCUACUAGUGCAUGUGGAGACCUGUGGGGAAAGGAGGGUGUGGGGACAGGUCCCAGGAGUUGCAGGGCUAGGGCAGGUAUGCAGGGAUGGUGAUGUGUGAUGAGGGGUCCCUGCGUGGAGACCUGGGAGAUGGGAGUGGUUCCCAUGAACCUACAGCUCUGAGGGGCUGUGUUGACAUCAGCAAUGGGGGCCAAAGGUCCCUCGUUGUGUCACUGCAGUGCGGCUCUGUGCAUCACGUGUCUGUUUGCUCUGCUGUUUUGGAGAUGGCUGUGCCUCCACCCAGCUCAUUUUUGUGCCCCGGAGCAGCCAUACAUGAAGAAUGACAUGUCCCAGGUGGCAUGGGUGGCACAGGGCACUCUCUGAUCUGUGCUGGGGGGUCACACAGCACAGUGACAGUGGGCUCUGCUGUCACCAUCACCCCCCAGCUCAGCGCCGAGCCGUCACCUGGUGGCACUGAGCCCACCCCAAUGCUCAGCCCUGGCUCCACGCAUCCCAAAAUGCUGGGACACCAGCCGCAGCCAUCUCACUGGUUGUGCCCUCCAAAUACAGUACUUGCUGCACUGUCCCUG
Lagopus leucura (white-tailed ptarmigan) is the source of this 1201-nucleotide messenger RNA. RefSeq names its product regenerating family member 4 (gene REG4). Lineage: Eukaryota; Metazoa; Chordata; Aves; Galliformes; Phasianidae. The coding region runs from base 21 to 497 and encodes 158 amino acids. The record is from RefSeq and is a predicted model, not a curated record. The transcript has 5 exons.